GUUUACUACCACUACACCUCCAUCUUUCCUCUCAUCUCCGCGGAGACGGUCCUUUUAAUCUCUAGAGGAGACGAACGCCUCCUCGUCGUCCCCCCCCUCAAGCCAGCCUCGGUCACCCGUCGAGCGACCGCCGGUCCAAUGCCUAAUACGUCGGAAGGGCAGGCGGCCAACCGGCCGGGGGCGACGACGGAGGCGUCGGCGGGCCAGCAGAGGCCCGCGGACGGGGAGGGGGAGCACGGUCUCCUCGGCGCCCUUGCGCGGGACGCGGCGCGCGCGAGGCGCGCCUCGAGCGCGGAGCUCCACCUGCCGUGGACCUGCCCGGUCACCCACUCCCGCGAGAAGUUCUACACGGUCUGCUCCGACUACGCCCUCCUCAACCAGGCCGCCUCCGUCUACUGCCCCGCCAAGGCGGACCGGGGCUCGCAGGACGACGGCGACCCGCUCGCCAAGCCCAAGCCUCCGGUGGACUUCGGCUGCGGUCAGGACGGAGGAGGCGUGGGGUCAGACGGGGACUGUGACAUGGAGGACGCGCCCUCCGGCCACUCCAAGCCCAUCUUGGCCUGGGAGAUCGACACGACGGACUUUAAUGCCGUGUUGACCAGAAAAACAAGAACCAGCAAUGGAAAGAAGUCCAGCACCAAGAAGAUGAAGUCCUCGGACAGACCCAGCCGGAACCUGCAGGAUGGGCCCCCUCAUGCCUCUCUGGAGGAGAUCAAGCAGAGAAAAGUGCUGGACCUCAGGAGAUGGUACUGCAUUAGUCGGCCCCAGUAUAAAACUUCUUGCGGGAUCUCCUCUUUGGUGUCUUGCUGGAACUUCUUGUACAGCACGCUCGGCGCAGGGAGUCUUCCACCGAUCUCUCAGGAGGAGGCUCUGCACAUCCUGGGGUUUCAGCCACCGUUUGAAGAAAUAAAGUUCGGUCCCUUCACUGGAAAUGCGACACUGAUGAGGUGGUUCAGACAAAUCAACGACAACUUCCGGGUGCGCGGCUGCUCCUACAUCCUCUACAAACCGCACGGAAAACACAAAACGGCCGGAGAGACGGCUGAAGGAGCGCUGAUGAAGCUGACGCAGGGGCUGAGGGAUGAGUCCAUGGCCUACAUUUACCACUGUCAGAACCACUACUUCUGCCCGGUGGGCUUCGAAGCCACUCCGCUCAAGGCAGCAAAGGCCUACAGGGGCCCUCUACCCACUAAUGAAAUGGAGCACUGGAUCCUGAUCGGUGAACCCAGCAGAAAGCAUCCAGCCAUCCACUGUAAAAAAUGGCUGGAUAUCGUGACUGACCUCAACACGCAAAAUCCAGAAUACCUGGACAUUCGGCACACGGAGAGAGGGAUUCAACGCCGCAAGACCAAAAAGGUGGGCGGUAACCUGCACUGCUUAAUGGCCUUCCAGCGGGUGAACUGGCAGAAGCUCGGCCCCUGGGCCAUGAAUCUAGAGAACCUGCGGCACGACUUCCACCACGCCGGGGCGGAGCGCGCGCACGCCAGCGAGGACGCCGAGCAGGCCCCGUCCAAGAGGCUGGCCCAUCUGGGACGCUCGCACAGCACGGGAAGCCAGAAGGACGGCAGCUGGAAGCGCCUGUCCAACAGCAGCGAGCACAGGCAGAGGAGCUCCCCCGACAGCGACCUGGAGGAGGACAUCACAGACUGAGAGGUUUCCCAGGAGCACGGAGAGAGAGAACCCCACAGCAGGAGCUACGACACGGGCCAGAGGCGGUGCCAUUUAAAGAAGAAUUCUGGUGGGUUUUUUGUAGCUUACCUUUAA
Menidia menidia (Atlantic silverside) is the source of this 1764-nucleotide messenger RNA. The record is from the annotation of a GenBank genome assembly. NCBI's taxonomy places the organism in Eukaryota, Metazoa, Chordata, Actinopteri, Atheriniformes, Atherinopsidae.